AGAAAAGAGCACGAACAUGAAAAAUAUGUUGUUAAAACAUGAAAAGUAUCUCGUUCAAAUGAGAAAAGCAAGCAAAUAUUUGUAUUUGUUAUCUUGGUGGCGAAACUCCAAAAUACAGACGCUUUAAGGAGCACUUGAAAGCCGCACAGUGCUGCUCAGCGUCAGUAGCUGCUCUUGAAUGCAGCACGUCACCUUUUCUCCGACACAACAGAGAAACUGCUUGAAGGACAGAAAAGGAAAAACACCACGGAGCUACAGACAAGACAGAAUGACGAGCCUCCAGAUGAGCGCGAAGGAGGAGAUGUUGGAGAAGUUCCUGGACGCUGCGGCCAGAGGAGAUCUGAGCCAGGUGUCCACGCUGCUGUCCGGCGUCCCCUCGCUCAUCAACCAGACGGGAUACAGCGGCUGGACGGCGCUGAUGCUCGCCGCUCGCAACGGACACUAUCAUGUAGCCGAGGCGCUGCUGUCACACGGCUGUGACAAGUUCUCAGUGAACAGCUCGUCACAGACUGCCUACGAUAUCGCCAAGUUCUGGGGCCACAGACACGUCUCCAACCUGCUGAGUCGGACGGACGACGGCUGCCGGCGCAUCCUGCCGGGCUCCGACCUCAGCCAGCAGGAGAACUACUUCAGCAGGGAGACGCUGGACCGGCUGAGCGGGAAGAGGACGGAUACAGGCUGGUUGGAGGCCAAACAGAACGACCCGGACACGGUCUACAUCCUGUUCUCCAACCUCAGUCCCAUGGUCAGCAGCUUGCAGGAGGAAGGCAGCGCGGGGGAGGAGACCAGGCUGUGUCGGUUCAGAUAUGAGGAUGUUAAAGACCUUCUCCAGAAACCGCACACUGUGCUCAUCUUCAUCGGAGUAGAGAAGAGGAAAAAGCCCUCCUCUUCCUCCUCUUCGCUGCAGACUGACGGAGGCAUCUGGGAGCCUGCUGCUUGGUUCGCCAUCAACACAGACGAAGACGCAGCUGAACUUCUUAAACGCUGUAGAGAGAAGAACUGCUCCUUCCCAAAGACACCCAACAGAGACCUGCUGAAACUCAGCGAGGAAGAGGCCGGAGUGGUGGCUCAGGCUCGGUCGGUGUUGGCCUGGCACAGCCGCUACAGCUUCUGUCCGACAUGCGGCGGCAGCACCAAGCUGGAGGAGGGCGGAUACAAGAGGAGCUGCCUGAACGCCAACUGCAGGAGUCUGAAGGGAGUUCACAACACCUGCUACCCACGAGUCGAUCCAGUGGUCAUCAUGCUGGUGAUUCAUCCAGAUGGAAACCAGUGUUUACUGGGUAGGAAGAAGGUCUUUCCAGUCGGCAUGUUCUCCUGUCUGGCUGGAUUCAUAGAGCCUGGGGAGACGAUCGAGGAGGCGGUGAGGCGGGAGACGGAGGAGGAAAGCGGCAUAAAGGUCGGACCGGUUCAGUACGUCUCCUGUCAGCCAUGGCCGAUGCCCUCCAACCUCAUGAUCGGCUGCCUCGCCGUCGCCAUCUCGACCGACAUCAGGGUGGACGAGAACGAGAUCGAGGAGGCUCGGUGGUUCCCGCGGCAACAGGUGAUCGACUCGCUGUUCAGAGGAUCCCGUCCGACCUUCACCGUCCCUCCCAGACAGACCAUCGCCCACCAGCUGAUCCGACACUGGAUCGGCAUGAACUCUAACCUCUGACCUUUAGCCUGCGACCUCCCAGCCAGUUGAGGUAAACCUGCAAACUGUCAGAUGAGUCUAAAAAAAAAAAAAAAAAAACAACCAGCAGCUGUCCGAACGGUUGCUGCUUAAUUACCACAAACCAGCUGCCAGUCAAUGACGUCGCCGGAUACGACGGAGGACGCUUCUCGACACAGCGCUUUGAUUUGGUUUGUAUUUACUGAUAAAUGACUCCCGGUCAUAUAAAAAGCUCUGCUCGUGUGAGGAAUAACCCGACUUUUGUAGUAGCUAACGUUAAAGGAGAAGACAAAGUGCACAAAGUGAGGAAAUGUGAUAAACACUAGAUGCUCAAUUUGGAUCUCAGCUCUGAUUUCCUAUUUGAGAACUUGCAGUUUGAUGAUUUGACAAGGAGGAAAUAGUGAAAUUGUGCACUGUUGGGUAAUAAAUACCGGACGAAAACAGGAAGCUUGUAUCACUCAUGUGUAAUAGCGCCAAUUUAUUUAUUUCACAAACAGUCGUAUGAGCCGUGUGGACCAACCCACAGCUACGUUUUCACAGUAAACAAUGUCAACAGCACCGAUACUUACAGUGUAACAAAAGCAACAUUUACAUUUUAAAGCAUGAUUUAAAGUCAUAUUUAAAAAAAUAAACUUUACUUUUAAUAAAA
Molecule: messenger RNA, 2297 nt
Organism: Thunnus maccoyii (southern bluefin tuna)
Lineage: Eukaryota; Metazoa; Chordata; Actinopteri; Scombriformes; Scombridae
Gene: nudt12
Product: nudix (nucleoside diphosphate linked moiety X)-type motif 12
Exons: 8
Coding region: 179-1651 (490 amino acids)
Biological process (GO): NADP+ catabolic process; NAD+ catabolic process
Cellular component (GO): cytosol
Molecular function (GO): metal ion binding; protein binding; NADH pyrophosphatase activity
Source: RefSeq, a predicted model, not a curated record